This is a messenger RNA of Aureobasidium melanogenum CBS 110374, 1095 nucleotides long. RefSeq lists its product as uncharacterized. The record is from RefSeq and is a predicted model, not a curated record. Gene Ontology annotation, cellular component: nuclear pore central transport channel; nuclear pore. Gene Ontology annotation, biological process: NLS-bearing protein import into nucleus; protein localization to nuclear inner membrane; nuclear pore organization. NCBI's taxonomy places the organism in Eukaryota, Fungi, Ascomycota, Dothideomycetes, Dothideales, Saccotheciaceae. The transcript has 3 exons. Gene Ontology annotation, molecular function: structural constituent of nuclear pore. The annotation marks the transcript as partial.
GCCCAGCAGCAGUCCUCUGGUACUUCGCUGUUCGGUAAUGCAAACAACAAUAACAAUACUCAAACCUCGCAACCUGCACAAACAACCUCGCUGUUUGGCCAGGCCCAGCCCGCGCAAUCAAAUACCACUCCUUCUCUUUUCGGCGGCGCAGCACAGCAGAACCAACAGAACCAGCAACACAGUCUGUUCGCGCAACCAACCAACGAACAGAACCAGCAACAGCAGCCUGGCAUGUUUGGAACCAACAACGCAAACUCUCUGAGCGCUUCCUUACUCAGUGCUUCCAUGUCCGCCUUGCCCUCAGCUCUCUUGAACAAGCCUACAACUAUCGGGUUCAAUCAACAGUCUAUGGCUCCUCCACGCGACAAGACCAUUCCUCAGCAAAUCGAGGCCAUCUCUCAGAAAUGGAAUCCCGAAACUGCCGAAUGCCUCAUGCAACACUACUUCUAUGUCCAAGUACCUCCGGAACAGACACCCUUUAUUAGCAUGCCACCAAACGCCGAUGAACGCGAGUGGGAAAAAGCUUUGCGCAACAAGCCUACACCAGGAUCUGUACCCGUCAUCGCAAAAGGAUUCGAAGCUCUGGGCACGCGUCUGAAGACACAAGUGGAAGCAGUCAAGCAAUUGCAGAUGCGCCUGCACGAGAUGAACAACAGUCUGGGGGCUAUGAUGCAAAAGCACGAAUUGGUGUUGAGUGUAAGAGCGGCAGAAGCAAAGAGAAAGCACAUUGGUCUGAGUCAAAGAUGUCUUGCGCUGGCAGUUCGCGCUCAAGUGCUCGCCAACAGAGGAUUCGUGCUGGAUGGGGCUGAGGAAGAGCUGAAAAAGAAGUUGGCAACUCUGGAGAAGGCGGUCUUUGACCCAGCCUUCUCAGGCAGAGAAGAAGAGAUCUGGGCACGCAUGGUGGCCAUACGGGAAAGAACAAGAUGGUUGCAGGAAGAGAGCGAGAAGCUUGGUCGUCAGGCAACUGGAGAGAAUGGUGGACUGGAUGAGCAGGUGAUUGAGAAGACCAAGAAGAUCCUUCAAGAUUACGACACACAGAUCCAACACUUGCGCAAGGAGCUGGACCAGAUCAAGAAGGAGUAUGAGGAAUGGGAG